Messenger RNA from Cydia splendana, 1034 nucleotides. It is a transcript of the gene BmorPDSN, whose product is annotated as acyl-CoA Delta-9 desaturase. Gene Ontology annotation, cellular component: endoplasmic reticulum membrane. Gene Ontology annotation, biological process: unsaturated fatty acid biosynthetic process. The record is from RefSeq and is a predicted model, not a curated record. Gene Ontology annotation, molecular function: iron ion binding; stearoyl-CoA 9-desaturase activity. The coding region runs from base 1 to 975 and encodes 324 amino acids. Lineage: Eukaryota; Metazoa; Arthropoda; Insecta; Lepidoptera; Tortricidae. The transcript has 6 exons.
AUGGUGAGCAUCAGCGAGGCGCCCGCGCAGGACAGGAGCCGCGAGGCCGACUGGCCCGUCGUCCUUUUCUUCAUCCACAUACAUCUGCUCUCGCUCUACGGGCUAUGGCUGCUGCUGUUCGAAGUCAAACUGUUUACCAUUUUAUUCCUGGUCACCCUGUCAUCCUGCGCGAUCCUGGGUGUGACGACAGGAGCCCACCGGUUGUGGGCGCACCGCUCGUAUAAGGCCAACACCGCUCUGAGGAUCACGCUCAUGGUGUUCCAAACCCUCGCGGGACAGGGCUCGAUAUACGACUGGGUGCAGAACCACCGACUGCACCACGCCACGUUCGACACGGACGACGACCCGUACAACCACAAGAAGGGCUUCCUGUACGCGCACGUGCUCACGCGCAUGCGCAAACUCAGCCCCUUCCAGGAGAAGCUUAAAGAAUCCAUCGACGUGUCGGAUCUGCACGACGAUCCCGUUGUCAUGUUUCAGAAAAAGUUCUACUGGGUCCUUUACGGCGUGCUGUUCCUCCUGCUGCCGCUCAACGCGCCGCUCGAGUACUGGGAGGACUCUGUGCUGAGCUCCAUCUUCGUCAUCGGCUUCCUGCGCUACUUGAUCGUCCUCCACGCAUCGUGGCUCGUCGAGAGCGCCGUCUGUGUGUGGGGACUCAAGCCCGGCGAGAAAUACCCGCAUGAUUCAAAUUCGGUAUUUGUGUUGGCGAAAACAUUUUGGCCUCAAUAUCACUACCUGAUCCCGAACGACUACAAAUCUGGCGAAUACGGCACAUACGAUUGUGGCUGCUCGACAGCCUUCAUCCGAGUGUGGGCGGCGUUAGGCCUAGCCACAGACCUAAACACCAUAGAGCAGGCCACAAUGCAGCGGGCCCUGAAAGCCGCCGCCGAGUCCAAGCGCCCUUUAAAGACUUGCAUCGCUGACGCAGUCACACAUCAAACUCUCCCAGAAGAUCACUUUUUGAGGAGAGGUUAGAAAUAAUAAGUGUAAUGUAAUUAAUUUACUAAUUUAUUAAUAAAUUAUACGACACCAAA